AUGGGUAAAUACGUACAGGCCCAACGUAAGGGUAAGUCUCCCGUGUUCAAGUCGCACACGCGAACUCGUAAGGGAGCCGUGAAGCUUCGUGCCUUUGACUACGCCGAGAAGCACGGAUACAUUCGUGGUGUCGUCAAGGAAAUCAUCCAUGAUCCUGGUCGUGGAGCUCCCGUCGCCAAGAUCCAGUUCCGAAAUGCCUACCGCUACCAAAAAGAUAACGAACUGCUGGUCUGCACUGAAGGCAUGUACUCUGGACAGUUCAUCUACUGUGGAAAGAAGGCCACAUUGACUGUCGGAAACGUCCUUCCCUUGAAUGCCGUUCCGGAAGGUACCAUCGUCUGCAACGUCGAGGCCAAAUUGGGAGACCGUGGUGCCUUUGCUCGUGGAUCGGGAGCCUUUGCCGUUGUCGUCACUCACGACGAGGACAAGGGAACCACCCGUCUGCGCUUGCCAUCGGGAGGAAAGAAAACCGUCUCUUCCGCUGUCCGUGCCCAAAUUGGAAUCGUUGCCGGAGGUGGACGUACCGACAAGCCACUCCUCAAGGCCGGAAGAGCCUACCACAAGUACGCCGUCAAGCGCAAUUGCUGGCCCAAGAUUCGUGGUGUGGCUAAGAAUCCAGUAGAGCAUCCCCACGGAGGAGGUAACCAUCAGCACAUUGGUAUGCCUUCCACUGUCGGACGUGAACGUCCCUCCGGUCGUAAGGUCGGUCUCAUCGCUGCCCGUCGAACAGGACGUCUUCGUGGAGUCAAGAAGACUGCCCAAGACAGGGAUUAA
Messenger RNA from Seminavis robusta, 774 nucleotides. The record is from the annotation of a GenBank genome assembly. NCBI's taxonomy places the organism in Eukaryota, Bacillariophyta, Bacillariophyceae, Naviculales, Naviculaceae.